Molecule: messenger RNA, 1719 nt
Organism: Aspergillus aculeatus ATCC 16872
Lineage: Eukaryota; Fungi; Ascomycota; Eurotiomycetes; Eurotiales; Aspergillaceae
Exons: 2
Coding region: 1-1719 (572 amino acids)
Source: RefSeq, a predicted model, not a curated record
AUGCCGUCCGUGCCACCACCACCACCCCAUCAUCAUGCUCCUCCCCCGCCUACUGCUUCUCAGCCUCCACAGCGGACCAGCGGCCAGAACUUCGAUCCGAUUCGUUCAGCCUUUGAUACUUCCUCCUCCGCCCCUCCGGCAUUCAGUCCUCCUACACAUUCCAUCUCUCCCCGUCCCAACCGCGCCAGUGCUUCACCCGCCAUUGCCAGCAUUAUUGAUCCGCCGUCAACGGCAGCCCCAUCGAUAUACACCCCCCGACCAUAUGCGUCUCCUGUUUUAGGUCCACCCAAUUAUGUUCCCUCCCCCGUGGUUCCUAAACCCGCACCCACGCCGCCUCAAGUGCCUAUUCAACUACAGUCUCAACCGACCUCACCUUAUGCCCAUCGAUCUCCUUAUGCUGCGCCGCCUCCACCAGCACCGGUCCCGGAGACAUCGCAGUCGGUACAGCUACCAUCUACGACGGCUUCCGCUUCACCAUCUUCUGCACCCCUACCUGUAGCAUCGCCAUCAGUACCACCGACGGCGGUAGUGGCGGCGGCGGCGCCAGCACCGGCACCGGCACCACCACCACCCGCUCUCGCACCGUCUACUAAGCCACCGCCGUCCCCCGAGCCAACACCGAUGGAUGUCGAUACGGAGCCCCCCGCUUCGGCGACUGCUGCAUCCAAGGCAAUCAAGAAGGAUGCGAAAUCUAGCCCUGGAGUCGCACCAGCGUCUAAUGCCACAUCGCCCAAACCCGCCAAACCGGUCAAGGACUCAGCUCCUCCCCCAUUACCUCAAGGUUCAGGCUUGAUCUCCAAUGCUCUCUUUGGCGUGGACGGUAGCACGUCCAUAAGCGAAGCUUCGCAGCGUCGGACCCCUAAUAUAAUUCUUCACAUCCCACUCAAGGGCAAUGGCAACAAGAUUGUCAACUUUGCCCGCCUGGCAGAGGAACAGUACGGCUUCGCGGCGCUACAUCCGCGACUUGCGGCCCAAAAGGAGCGAUUAGCGCGAGUCGCAGCCGCUGGAGCUGCCCUCGAGCGCAACGACAAGACUGGACGAGGAUAUUCUGCCGGGGAAAGUGCGGACGAGGAUCUCACCCUUGACGUCGACCGCGACAGUGAAAUGGAUGGGGAUGGCGCCAUCGGCGCAUCCGCGCGGUCCACUGGGCCUGAGCUCACUGACGGCAAGAAGAAACGACGCAAGAAGAAGAUGGAGGAAUAUGAUCGGGAUGAUCCAUUCGUCGAUGACAGUGAGUUGGCCUGGCAGGAACAGGCCGCCGCCAGUAAGGAUGGAUUUUUCGUCUACAGUGGCCCACUGGUACCCGAGGGCGAGAAGGUGCAAGUGGAACGGGCGGACGGCACGAUCAAAAGAGGCCGUGGCCGGGGCCGUGGUGGUCGCGGUCGGGCCCCGGUCACCACACCCCACCAAGUACCCUUGGCUGCCGCCGUUCCCAUCUCUCAGGAGACUGGCCUACCUGUCCGCGGUCCUGGAUCGCGUGGCGGCAACACUUCUCGCCGGGCUCGCGUCAGCAAAGCUGCCCGGCACCAAGCAGACCAUGACAAGACCGGCAGCACCGCAUCGACUCCCGGUCGCGGAGGGGGUGCUGCGAGUCGUGGUGGUUCGACGAGUACUCGUGGGGGCAAGACGCCGAUGGUUGAGCUAGCCCCAAGACCGAAUCUCGCCCCCGCUCCUGCUGGUCCCAGUCCAGCUACAGGCUCCGAUCUUGGGAGGAGAUAG